UGUGACGAAUAAGACACAAAACGAAAUGAUCUUGACAGUCUUUACAUCAGAAAUUAAGAUCGAGUUUCAAAUCAACUGAUGGCUCAAGGAUAUGAAAGAAAGAUCUGUAUCCAGUAAGUUGGCGGAAUUUGUGUCUGAAUUCGGUGUUACCUUCACGGGAAGCCAACUCAACGAAUGAAUGAGGGAAAGAACAAUAACUGGGAACAUAGAACGACGUACCAACACUAUAAGGGAAUCGGAAGGGGUUGAGAGCAGAAGAACUCUUGGGCAAGUAGACGUACAUAAUCCCACGAAUCGACUUCAAUGCUUUACAAUUAGCUUACUUGGCGACGGUAAAUCGGUUGAGUUUGCAACUAUAAAGCUAAGCCGGUGACGAAGUAUUCAGUUGUUAUAAUCCAGAGCCAGUGAAGCAGAUUGCUGUUUGGCUAAACGCCGAAUAUAAGGCUUGAUUUUUGAAUAGUAACUCAAGGAUACUCAAGGCAAGGACAACGAUUCUUUGAAACAACAUUUUCAAAGAGUGGGUACUAUAUUUUCCAAACAUAAAAACGUAAUGAGUGGAUUUCUCGAAAUCAAAACACCAAGCUCCAUUCUGUAUGCUCACGCAUGUACCAAGUCAUUGAUGUGAACAAGAACCGAAUCAACGGCAAGUCGGCCGCUAUCUUGAUUUCAAUCCUUAUUUCGUAGAUAACUUAAGUACAUAAAGGAGACACAGGAAAUUUAUUCAUUGGAACACUAUUGCUUGGAUUCAUCUUGUUUGGAAGUCAUCUGUGUUGCUGUAAUUAUAAUGGAACGGAUGGAUCGAUUGUUCCUCUAUCUCCGUAUCCGAAGGUCCAUUCAACGAUUGUUUAUACUCGGGUUUUCUCUAUUAUAUUAUUGCUCGUUAUCAACCGGGAAAGAGUUUAAAAUUGGACUUAUAAUUCCAUACAAAACAGUAGCCCUUCACGUGGGUAAUAACUUCAUGAAAGGAGAAAACUUUGCUGCUGCUAUUACAAUAGCUGUGGAAGAUUUGAACUCGAAUCCUGACAUACUUCCCGGUCACAAUAUAACUUUCACAUGGGAAGAUUCCAAAUGCGAGGAACUUCUUACAAUCAGACAGGAGUUUAAGAUGAUUAACUCGCGAGUGUCAGCUAUAAUUGGACCUGGAUGCAACUGUAAAGUGGCAGCAAGAAACGCAGCAGCAUUUCAUAUACCUAUGAUAUCAUAUAUGUGUAGCAGUACAGAACUCUCCGACAAAAAACUUUACCCGACUUUCGCCCGAACAUUUGCCGUCGACUCUCAAGUAACUCCAAGCGUAAUAAGUCUGUUAAAGAAAUUUAAAUGGACAACAGUGGCAAUUAUAUACGAAAACCUAACAAAAUGGAUAGAUCUCAAAGACAGUAUGAAGCGCCACUUAAAGGCUAACGGAAUCAAAGUCUCUUACGAAGGUUCUACUAUAGGCCCGUUUGCUCUCCAUUCCAAGGUUAUGGACGAUAGAAUCCGCGAAAUGAUGUCAGAAAUUAAAAACAAAGCUCGAAUCGUGAUUUUUGUCACAAGUUUCCACAUGGCUCGAGAAGGCAUUUACAUCGCUUUCCAAGAGAAUAUGAUUAGCGGGGAAUACGUGUUCAUAGCUUUUGAAUUGGACCAGGUCUAUGCUGCGAAAAGAAAAAAGCUUCCUUUCCUCUGGUUUCAAACAGACAGCCACUACAGAAACAGGGUAAACAGUUCGGAUUUCGUAUCUAGUGUCCAAAAAGGAUCUGAAGCUGUUCUUCUGCUGACAGUUAAAGCACCUCUAGGAUCAACAUAUGCUGAUUUUAAAAAAAGACUCGAGGAUCGAACCAAAGAUCCACCCUUCAAUAGCAGUACUUAUAUUAGUAACCAAGGAAUGACGCCUCCUGUGUUUGGUGCUUAUCUUUAUGAUGCUGUUUACCAGUUUGGAAUAGCCUUGAACAAAACCUUAAGCAGAAACGAAACACCAGUUGGUGAAGCCAUCAUUGAAAAGAUGCGCGACAUCAAUUAUCUUAGUAUACAAGGGUAUCAGGUUCAUAUUGACGCUAAUGGAGAUGCAGAAUUCAAUCUAACUCUACUAAGUAGCAAAUAUAAUCCGAAAACGAAAGAAAAAGAAAUGACCGAGACUGGAAACUUUCACAUUGUCACGCAUACUGUUACUCAGCGAGGAACACCAGACUUUAGGUACAAAGAAAACAUGACAAUCGAUUGGCCAGGUGGUAGAAAAACACCCCCGAAGGACCACCCACCUUGUGGAUUUAAUGGCGAGUUGUGUUCGGUUGAUGAAAAGAAAGAUAACAAAACAACCAUCAUUGCAGCAGUGUCUGGUGCUUUAGCUUUCUUGGUUCUUUUGUUUAUUGCAAACUUUUACAGGCAUUACAGGGCAGAACGAGAAUUACAAAGCAGAUUCUGGAAGAUUGAUUACGAUGAGCUAUGCUUUGAGCACCGCAGGGGGUCGAACACUUCUUUAGCAAGCACCGUCAUGCAUCAAAGAGACGACGAUGAGGAGGCAGGGAUUCCUUUACUUGAAGACACUACAGCAGAAGGAAAAACCACAAGUAUUGGAAAAUAUAAAGGAAACGUGGUAACGGUUGCUAAGUUACCAACACGAAGUAUCGACUUGACGAGAAAAGUGUUGCUUGAACUAAAACAGAUGCGUGACAUCAGACAUGAUAAUCUCAACCAGUUUAUCGGAGCAUGCGCAGAACCUCCCAUUGUCUGUAUCGUAAUGCAGUACUGCUCUCGGGGAAGUCUACAGGACAUCUUAGAGAACAGUGACGUCAAACUCGAUCAUAUGUUCAUCGCAUCCUUAGUCUCAGACAUCGUCAAGGGAAUGGCGUACCUACACAGUUCAGAUAUUCGUUCUCAUGGCAACCUGAAGUCUUCCAACUGUCUGGUGGACAGUCGUUGGGUUCUUAAGAUUACUGAUUACGGUCUCCCGACGUUCCGAUCCAAAGUGAAAAAAAGUGUGGACAACUACGCGUAUUAUAGAGAUCAGCUAUGGGUUGCACCCGAACUUCUCCGCAACCCGAACAGAGACAUCCGGGGCACACAGAAGGGUGAUGUGUACAGUUUUGCUAUUAUAUUGCAUGAGUUUCACACGAGGGAAGGACCCUAUGCCAACAGCAAUCUGGAGCCUAAAGAAAUAAUUCAUCGCGUCAAAGAAAGGGAAUACCCGCCUUUCAGACCGAUCGUUACAAAGCUGAUCGGUGGGGUAGAAGAACUAAGAGAGCUAAUGACACAAUGCUGGGAAGAAGAACCUGAAACGCGACCAGACUUUCCUGAUAUCAAGAAAAUCAUGCAUAGACUACUCAUACAAAAUGGAAUGAAAACAAAUAUAUUCGAUAACAUUGUGUACAUGAUGGAGAAAUACGCUGAUAAUCUGGAGGAACUGGUGAUGGAGAGAACAGGGCAGCUGAUAGAAGAGAAGAAAAAGACAGACGCCCUGCUAGAGCGCAUGCUUCCACCAUCGGUAGCUGAGCAGCUGAAGAAGGGUAAAGCAGUAGAAGCAGAGAGCUUCAACCAAGUAUCGAUCUACUUCAGUGAUAUUGUUGGUUUCACGAGUCUCAGUGCAGAGAGUACACCCAUGCAGGUCGUAGCUCUGCUAAAUGAUUUGUAUACGUUAUUUGAUGACAUCAUACGAGAAUACGACGUAUAUAAGGUUGAGACUAUAGGAGAUGCAUACAUGGUGGUCAGCGGUCUUCCUAUAAGAAACGGCUCGCGUCAUGCGGGAGAAAUAGCGCGCAUGUCAUUACAUCUGGUGGAUGCUGUACAAACGAUCUUCACUGUCCGGCACAAACCAGGAUACAAAUUAAAACUACGUGUUGGAAUACACAGCGGUCCUGUGGUGGCUGGUGUAGUAGGCAACACUAUGCCUCGUUACUGUUUGUUCGGAGACACAGUCAACACAGCUUCAAGAAUGGAAUCAAACGGAGAACCUCUUCGCAUACACAUCAGUGAUCAAACGAAGAAGAUACUUGACCAACUUGGUGGAUUUAUAGUGGAGGAACGUGGCGAAGUCUUCCUAAAGGGUAAAGGAAACUGCAUUACAUACUGGCUGAUCGAUGCAGUAAAGAAACGACAGCUGAGCGUCAAAGGAAAAUCACAUCAUCCCAAUGGGAACCCUCUGUUAAGCUACCUUACAGCACCCAGUCAAUUUGGUUCCACAGGGUCCUUGAAUGUCCGCAGAACUGAUUCAUUCAGAAAGAAUAUCAAAAGCACUCCUUCACCGAAACCCAAGAAAAAAGUCUGGCAUAAGUUUGAUGUUGAAGAUGGACUACUUGGUGCUGAUCACACAGCGGUAUAAGGACUGAUAGACUUCAAAAAUAUAAUGGCUUUGUUCGUGGAUAUAUCCAGUAGAUUGAAUUGUCCUCGGGUGAAUGUGGCUCUCAAUUUCUACAACAUGAAUCUUGUACACGUUGACGUAAAGAAAUGUUGGUAUUUAGUGUGGAAAUCUUGAAAGAAAAAUUAAUUUUAGGAAGAAAUUAUGUGCAUAAAAUGAGUGGUCGACACGAUAGAACAUCGGCUUGUGUUCGGCAAAGCGUCGGAGCUGGAAAUUUUCGACUUAUUAAGUGUUGCUGCUGCUGAAAAUAAUCAAUCACUCGAGAUAAUGUAAAGUUUUCGUGGAAGAGCUUGAUAAAAGAAUCAAGAGUCGAUUACCUGUCGGCACAAAGUAGAAUGGAAGUGAGAGUGAUCGGUAAUACUUCGGCAUGCAUUCGGAAAAUAUCUGGCUUCGAUUGACGAAACCAGUGUUGCUGGAAAUGCAACCUUAAUGGAAAAUGAAUGACAUUCUACUUCGGAAUCCAGUCGGAAAUCUGUCGGUUCACGAAAAAAUAACGACGAAUUGUCGGCUCCUGUAAUUUGUGUAUAUAGAUAGUGGAGGAUGAGACAAAUGGAAUUGAGUCAUGGAUUAAUGAAUGAAAUAAAUGAAGCCAGUGUGUGGUGGUUGGAAUCGUGUCGUCGGCAAAAAACUCUCGGCAAUUACUCGUUACGUCCUCGAGCACUUCACAUGGAUGCUUAGACGUCUUUUAAUUUGAUGUUCUCGUUAUUAGAGAAUUGCAAUAAUUUAUCAUAUACGUAAAUAUGAAUAUAUACAUAUAUAUACCAGCAUGCUGAAUUAUAUACUAGUUUAAUCUAUUCUGGAGGCAAGAUGUAGUAUUUUUAGUCAUCCAUCUCGGAAUCAGAUAUCUAACUGGGCUGGAAACACAAUAAACGACUUAGGGGGGGGGGGGAGGUAUUUUGUUGAUAAUGUUAGCCAUUUCUAGCUUACAGGCGGGGCUGGGCCUAGGCCGAGUGACGAAGUACAUAUAAAUAGACACUCAUUUUUGACGAGAAUGAUGAGAAUGAUGGCAUUAAAUUGUUUAGUCUGUUAUAAA
Actinia tenebrosa (Australian red waratah sea anemone) is the source of this 5360-nucleotide messenger RNA. Its product is annotated as atrial natriuretic peptide receptor 2. The record is from RefSeq and is a predicted model, not a curated record. Gene Ontology annotation, cellular component: plasma membrane. Gene Ontology annotation, biological process: protein phosphorylation; cGMP biosynthetic process; receptor guanylyl cyclase signaling pathway. Gene Ontology annotation, molecular function: ATP binding; peptide receptor activity; adenylate cyclase activity. NCBI's taxonomy places the organism in Eukaryota, Metazoa, Cnidaria, Anthozoa, Actiniaria, Actiniidae.